AUGGCGUAUGCUUGUUUUAAUGCGUUCUUAAAACGUAGAAAUUAUUUAUCACGUUUUGAAUUAAUUAAUUUUAGAGUCUUGACCUGUUCUAUUACCGUAUUAUUUGUAUUGUUAUUACCGUAUUAUUUGUAUUGUUAUUACCGUAUUAUUUGUAUUGUUAUUACCGUAUUAUUUGUAUUGUUAUUACCGUAUUAUUUGUAUUGUUAUUACCGUAUUAUUUGUAUUUUUAUUACCAUCCUAUCCAUACUAUCCAUCCUAUUCAUACUAUCCAUCCUUUCCAUCCUAUCCAUCCUUUCCAUCCUAUCCAUACUAUCCAUCCUUUCCAUACUAUCCAUCCUUUCUAUUCUAUCUUAUUCCUAUAAUCAUGUAUUUAUGCAUGGAAGGUUAAUCUUUAAAUUAAUGUUUACAAUUCUUACUAUUUUAUUUAUGCACAAUUGUACGUAUGUUUAUUAA
This is a messenger RNA of Vavraia culicis subsp. floridensis, 453 nucleotides long. RefSeq lists its product as uncharacterized. Lineage: Eukaryota; Fungi; Microsporidia; Pleistophoridae. The coding region runs from base 1 to 453 and encodes 150 amino acids. The record is from RefSeq and is a predicted model, not a curated record. The transcript has a single exon.